Linnemannia hyalina is the source of this 798-nucleotide messenger RNA. NCBI's taxonomy places the organism in Eukaryota, Fungi, Mortierellomycota, Mortierellomycetes, Mortierellales, Mortierellaceae. The record is from the annotation of a GenBank genome assembly.
AUGCGUACCUCAUUGUUCCUCGCCGUCGCCACCGCCCUUGUCGCCACUGUCUCUGCCCACGAGGGCCACGACCACGGUGAUACCACUCCCUCGGUCUGCUUGACCAACCCUGCCGACGCCUCCUGCGCCAACUACUCCAUCCCCACCGCCAACAUCACCAGCGCCAUUACCGAGAUCUGCACGGCCAACACGUACCUCCCCGGAUGCUCGCUCAACGUCGCCUGUGCCGCCGACAAGUCCCUCAACCCUACCUACUGUGCUCCUCUCACCAUCCUCGCCACCCUCUGCACGGCCAAGGAGGACACCGCCGUCACCCAAGCUGCCUGUGCAAAGUCCUACUCUGUCUUCUGCAGCGCCACCUCGCUGAUCCCCAACUGCAAGACCCAGGCCACCUUCCCUGGUCUCCCCUCGGGCAAGAUCGUCACUGGCGCUAUCUACUCUGUCUGCCAGGAGAUGCCCGGCAUGACCGACUGCAAGACCUGCCCCGCCCCCAAUGCUUCCGGAUACAGCCAGUGCGAUGAAGUCUCUGCAUGGAAGGGAUUGUGCUUGGACAUGCCCGACAUGAGCCAAUGCCCCUCGUUCAACGCCAUGUGCAAGAACACCACCUUUGCUCCUUUCUGUAACGCUACCUACAAGGCCCCCGCUGCCCCCGCUACUACCUCGGGAUCUGCUGACCCCAAGCCCACCAGUGGCGAUCACUCUGACCACGGGAACGCUGCUUCCUCCCUUGCUGGAUCCAUGACCAUGGUCUCGGCCUUGGCUGUCAUUGCCGCCGGUAUCUCCUCCUUGGUCAUGUAA